Molecule: messenger RNA, 726 nt
Organism: Botrytis fragariae
Lineage: Eukaryota; Fungi; Ascomycota; Leotiomycetes; Helotiales; Sclerotiniaceae
Exons: 2
Coding region: 1-726 (241 amino acids)
Source: RefSeq, a predicted model, not a curated record
AUGACUACCCCAAAGAACAAUUUCAAGUGGAACUGUGCCACGCCCUGCUUUGUGUCGAAAAGCAGGCAUCUUGCGACUUCUAUCUAUGGAUCAGAAGAUAUAGAUGAAAGGAGGUCAACAGGACUACCCGAUGCAGACUAUAGUGCAGCCUUCGAAACCACGGAGGUUAGGAGAUGCUUUGGAAAGAUAUACGAGGCACAUAGCCAAGUCAUUAAGAACAAAAGAGGAAAAUUUCCAACUACAUGGGUAUAUCCAGACUAUACAGGUUGCGGCGGGACUGCAACUUCCCCAGGGCUUUUCACAUUACCCAUGGCAUGGAACAGCGACACGAUAGACAGUGGGGAUCAAAGGCAAGGCAACCGCCGAACUUUUAGCACAAGAGACAACUCGUCUACAACACCGUCCGUCCAAGAAAAAGCUAUGUUUGAGGCUAUAUCAGAAGUCGAACGUUUUGAGAAAUCCAGUCCAACUAUGGCUACUAGAGAGCCCCAAGCCAUACCCUCCACAACCUGGGCAGGCCUUGAUGAAGAAGUCUGUCCAAAUCGCGCCCGAAAACGUAUCAGUAGAAACAUGAGGAUGCGACUGGACAGGAAAGCUGCAGCUCAGAUCUUGGUAUCUGAACACACAUCACAAAAAGAAGACAUAUGUUUGCAAGUGGGGAUAUGUUCCCAUGUUUCACAUUCCAACAAGCCCCUGGCAAGUAUUGAGGAAAUGUCUCGUGAAUAG